UGAUAUUGACCGGGCGCGCCGGCAACUUUCUCUCUCGCUGUCGCAUGACUCCCGUCUAUUGAAUUGAAGUGCGAUAAAGUCAUAUAUCAACCCCCGCGUCGGAAGCAAUUGCGAUUGUGCUUCGCUACUGUCUCACUCGCAAGCCCGGACAAUCCCUCCGCAGCCCGCACCGGGAGACUGCGUCUUGGAUUUCGAAACCCUCGCACCGCCGCUUGUGUCGAUACCCUCUUGCUUCGGUCCGGAGUGGAAUUCAAAGAGUGAUGGGAAACGCUCUGUCAACUAUGUGGCUCCAGAGGGACUACAGCCUCGACAAUAGCGAUCUUACCGGUGAACUGAGAUGACAAGAGUGACCGCACGCCUGACCUCUGUUGCCUCUUUCCGGUCGGUGUUGGAGCACUGGCAGAGAGUGCUGAAAUACCAGGAUGCCUCUCGUCAAUGUCACUUCGGUCGCGGCCGUCCUCCUACUCCUCUACUUGUCCUCCUUUAUCCUACUUGCGAUUCUGCGGAUUGCAACCGGCAUAUCAAUUCAGCGCAUUGGCUACUUUAGCCUGAGGCACAUCUCAUACGCUCCAAGAGAAGGACUGAGAAUAGAUUUGCGAGGUGUUGGAUUGAGUUUGCGCAGACCUACCUUCGCCCAGCCGACAUGGAUCAGCAUUGUGUUUGAAGACUUGAAGGUCACCAUCGACCCGACCGCGUUGGAAAACACAUCGGCAAAGACAGACGCACAGGAUAUCGCCAAAAGAAAGCUGGGCGAAGGCUCAGAUGGACACCGGCGUUCUGGCGGGAAAAGCCAGCUGUGGAAGAGGUUGACCAACAUCAAAGAGCAGAUCAAACGUCUGCACCGCAAAAUCCACCUCCUGCGGAUGUUUGAUGUCAGUGCCUACAACACAUCUGCGGAGAUUGUUGGCGUGGGCUAUGUUCAGAUUUCGACCUUCACCGCGGCUGUGUACACCAGACGAAAGCUCCUCGACCGUGGACGACUAUUCCGACACAAGAAGGACCCUCUGGGAGACCAGAAGCCUGCAGAAUGGGUUUUUACAGUCAAAAGUAUCCAAAUGGGCGUCGGCGGCCGUGAUCCGAUCGAGAUACUCGAUGCGCUGACAAUUAACGUGCAUGGGCUUCUUUACAAGGAUCGGGAAGGCCUUCGGGACACCUCAAUCGCGAUAAAGGGUGGCAGAGUCUACGUGCCGGUCGAUGAGCUGGUUCACUUCUCACGGAAAGGCAGAAAGGCGCCAAGGACCUAUGAAGAGUAUGACGCACUGAGUCCGAUCGAUGAGAUUUCGUUUGAGGAUGUCGCAGAGGAAUUGGACAGUCCAGGAAGUCGUGAGGCGGCUAUCGUGCAGACUGUGGCAGACUCAAAAGAGUUCCUGCGUUCUGUCCUUCAGAGCGUCCAGGAAAUCCAGGUCGGCAUGAGCUUUGUGCGCAUAUCGAAAGAAAUUGUGUCACUCCGGCAAGCCAAUCUUCCCUUGGUCGCCAACGUCGUCAUCCACGAAAUUGGCAUUGACCUGCAUAGGCUCGAGCAAAACUCGCCUGCCCAUCGGAUGUACUUCCAGCGGGAAGAUACCGCUCACCAAGCAUUACUCGCUGCUCUAUCGAUUUCUGUCAGCCUUGACGAGGACGAUUCUCGCCCGAAUAGGAUCAUGUACGUACCCAUGGCCACGACAACCAUCAGGACAACUCUACCGUCUAAGACAAUGAGCUUCUCACAAGACCGAGACGUCGCUGAAAGGAAUACAAAUAUCUUAUUCGCCAAUCUUGUUGUCACAUCACCAUCGCUCGACUUGGCACCACAGCACCUCAUGAAGCUGUUGGCUCUUACCCAGGGGGCCCCUGGAUCUAAAGCUCAAGCCCCUUCGCGUAAUCACCACCGCCUCAUCUCAAGAUUGCUUCCCAAAGCUAGCAUCAAGUUCUCAAUCCAUGAGCCUGUGCUCAGAUUUGUGUUACCAGUCGCAAAUCCAGCUCACGCCGGCCCAGGCGAGUAUGACAUGAUCAUCUCCUCCGUUUCCUCCAUUUCUCUGGACGUCGAAUCCUCCCACUCAGCAGGAGGAGAGUUGCUGUAUUCCCUUGGGUCGAGCUUCCGUGUCCUAUCGCACCAAUUAUAUUAUCAAGCUUCUACAGGCACGACACACAACCUAAUCAUAACGGAAGCUUUGGAACUCAAAGUUCAGCUCACAGCGUCGACGAAUGUUUCCGUCAUCCUCCAAGGAAAUUUGCGAACGUUUUCCAUUCUCAUGGUUCGAGAAGAGGUCAGCAAGGCGAUCUAUAAUAUAGUUAGGCACUUUAAACACCAUGCCUCUGAAGACAAAGCGGCUGCCCCAAAGUCGCCUUCUACUGCCUUCUUGCGGAAACUCCCUACUUGGCUUAUUGAGGCAAGUUUCGAAGGUUCUGGCUGCAGCCUCGAGGUUGCGGGUGUCGACUCUAGCGUCUCUGGCCAAACACGAGGUGUCGCCUUUGAGCUUGAAUCCUGGUCAGCCCACUACACAUCAGCAAAAUCAGAGUCAGGACGAAAGACGAAAGGACGGAAAGUCAGCACCUCCGUCCGCUAUGACGAAACGUUUUCGGCAGGCAAGGGCGUCUCGUCACCCACCUCACACCAGAAGCAUCACCCGAGUGAUCCCACGGAUGGAAGACGACUCGCAUGCCAUGUCAAGGGCUUUGACGGCUUCAUCAUCGAAUCUCUUGAUAGAUGGGAACCGACGCCGUUCAUGUCUAUCCCAAGAUUUGAAACUGCUUUCAGCACGUCAAGGGAUCAGCAAGGACCGCUUUUCCACAUCCACUCCUCCAUUCGUGCGUUCUAUUUGGACUUCUCGCUUUACAGAUUCUACUCGAUAGGUGUUGCAGGCUUCGUUGUGAAAGAAGCGUUCCUGGGGCCGGUUCCGCUCAAACAAGAUCCAGAACAUCACCUGAAAAUAGCGGAUCACCACACGGUCCACGGGCAUCUGCCAGCACCUCUGGACGCAGAACUCUUUGCAAUUGAUGUGAAGGCUCAUUACGUGCAAGUCAAAGCUGACAUGCCACAUGAUCCCCCCAUGUUGCUCCAGAUUUACCAAGUCUCGGGGGGCCGACACAGGUGGUCCGCUCCCUUCCUGAAAGCCGAACUUGCUCGUUUGCAUGCGGAAGCGCCGCACCUCAAACGGAUUUGGGCACGUGUUGUGAGCAUCAGCAAUUUCAGGGUGGAUCUGCGCCACAACAAGAAGAAGACGCAGCAUGGCACGAUCGAAGAGAGUACCAUCGAUGUCUCGACCGACUUCAUUCGCUUGGCAGUGCCGCACGGCCUGCAAAUGUACAGGGUUUUUGACAACUUCAUCAACACUUCAAAGGCCAUGAAGCAGCUGCAACACCGGUUCCAGACACGGUCUAAUGAGUAUGUGCUGGCGAAGCACCCCGUUUCUCCUGUCAAGGUUCCUCGAAUCUCGGUUCGGUCCAAAGCCCUGUGCUUCGAGCUCGAAGACGACCCGUUCGAAUGGAAACUUGGUGUGAUCUAUCACGUUGGUCGCAUUGAGCAGAAGCAACGCCUUGCCCGUGAAGAUGCCUUCCGCUUGAAGGUCAAGCGAAUGAACGAUGAAAGGCGGCCUCGGUCAUCGUCCAGAUUGCGAACCCACUCGGCACACUCAAGCCGCCGUGGCUCUCCUAAUGGCGCCGAUAACGAUCAUCGUCAUCGACGCUCCCGGAGUGUUGAUGCCACUCCAAGGAAACGAUCUACUUCCCGAGGAAGGCGUGGUAGAGAAUCGCAUCGGAUUCGAUACGAUCGUGAGGGCGUUUGUUCACUGACGACGCAUGCCAAAAUAGAAGCGAAUGAGGCGUGGGACAAGCUUCAGGAGCACAAUUCCCGGAGCUGGAAAAGACGGAUCGACUGGAUGCUUCGUCUGCAAAACAACACCGUGAAAAGCGUCCGACAGCUGUUCAUGGGUGCAGAUGAACCUCCCCACGACGACCACGAGACCGAGACGAUUCUUGGCAUUCCUAACCGCCCUGGCCUGAUGACCUUGAUCAUCAGUGACUUACAUCUUAUCAUUGACAAGCCCUCUUUUCCGGAAGCCGACCUACCCAAAUUCCUCCAUGAGAUUGGCAAGGGCAUGCCGUAUGACAUGAAGUAUGGACUGCUUAUUCCUACGAGCCUCAGUCUUGACAUGGGCGAGGCUCGCGUUUUCCUUCGAGAUUAUCCCCUCAACCUUCUCCAUAUCCCCGCCAUACGCCCUGGACAGCCUGCUCGCUUACCAAGCUGGUCUCUCAGAACAGAUUUUGUGAUUGCAGAAGAGUUCCGAGAUGAGAAAUCUAUCAAGCACGUCAAAGUCGAGAUCGUCCCGAAGGGGCAGCAUGGAACACAUGGAGAAGAAAUCCCUGCCUUUGCCAUUGACGUUAGAAGGACGGUAGCACCUGUGAAGACGUACUCCAAGCCUGUCAUCGAUAUCAACACCAGCCUGCCAACCACCAUUUCUUGGGGCACAUCAUACCAACCCGUGAUACAAGACAUGAUGAUGAUUAUCGAGAGCUUCACAAAGCCUGAAAUAGACCCUUCCGAAAGGGUCGGCUUCUGGGACAAGAUUCGGCUGAGCUUUCAUUCGCGGCUUGUUGUGAACUGGAAGGGGGACGGGGAUGUUCAGCUCCGACUCAAGGGCACGAGGGACCCGUAUAUUGUUACUGGAUACGGUGCAGGCUUUGCAAUGUGCUGGCGGAAUGAUGUACAAUGGUUGAUACACCAAGUCGAUGACCCGCGCGAGUUCAUGACAGUCAAAAGUGGUGAAUUCAUCUUGGCCAUCCCCGACUACAGCCACGAAGCCCGCAACACACCGGAGCAGAGAGCAAGCAAUGACUCAGACAGCGUAUCUAGCAGCAGCUCUGCGAGAAAUAGCGCCAUCUUCAAAAAAGUCAUCAUGAAGUUGUCGGGAAAUGUUCAAUGGACUUCCGGUCUCGUCUUUGAACGGGACUUGCCGGACGGGAGCCGCACCUCAGAAUCCAGACAUCACUAUGAUGUGGUAUUGCGGAAUCCCCUCUUCCUCCAGGAUAUUGAUUUGAACUCCUACGAUGCAUUCCAUGGCUUCCGCAGUCAUCAUGUGCACCUCUCCCUGGCCGUUGCCGCACCAUACGACAAAAACUGGGUCGGUGCGGACUCGGCGCCUUCGGAAAGCUACAACAGCGUCCAUCUGAGUCCGAAGUUCUUCUCCCAUUUCUUCAGCUGGUGGUCGACGUUCUCCGGCGUGAUGUCUCUGCCAGUCCGACAAGGCUCGCUGUGGGGUGGCCAAGGAAAGACCAGCAAGAAAUUUGGGCGACACCUCUCAACGAUCAAGUACAACCUUUUGUUAUCGCCACUCUUCAUCUCGCACGUUUACAAGCACAAGGAUGCUGAAGAUUAUCAAGCCGACGUCGUCUCUGCAACGGGCUUAAAAAUCAAGAUUGAUAGCUUCAUGCUGGACCUGCAUCAACGCCGGGAGUAUUUUAAUACUAUGGCGAAGGUACGGGCAAAGCAGAUGAGGACCAGCGGCAUGAAGAUCUAUAAAACCGAACUUGACUUUGUGCGGGCUGACUUGAGAGCAGUGGCCGCACUCAUUGCAGGGACAACGGCAGAGGAUAUUCAAAAUGCAAGUGAUGAAAUGCUUUCCUCCUUGCAGGAAGUGCCUGCGAACAUUGAUCUGUCCCAAUUCACAAUCCCUGAUCAAGACCUGUCGUGGAUUGACAUGGAUGACUUUGUGGAACUGGAUUGGGUGUUGCCCGCAGAGUCAAAUCCAGAAACCAAGAUCCUCCCACUAGCUUUCACUCCGCGUUUCACCUACUUUCGACAGACCGAUCAUGGAGGUGCCAUACAGGGAGACGAGUCCCGCACGAGUCCGUUCGGAGACGAAGACACCCACUUCUGCGUAAUGGGGCGUGACAAUGACCCAAGAAAGGUACAGAUGAACCUAAUCGAGACUAGGCUGCAUGAUCUGGAAGACAGACUUCAGACCCAUGUGCGCAUUAUGAACGAGCACGAAGUUCUACUCGUUAGGGAAGGGGACCAUGACCAAGCAGUCCGCGACAGACAUGAGCUCCUCGUUGCACAACAGAAAGAAUUAGAGAGCAAACGACGGUUCCUACAACAUGGACUCCGACGUCUGAUUGGCCAUGCAAACCCAGGCGAGGCUCAACAAGUCGACAACCCUCUGCAGUCUAACGGAGACGUCACGAAGUCUACGCCCGAUUUGGAAGGGCAGUCACCCGGAACUCCUCAGAUGGACAUGGACGGGUUGUAUUCGGCACCUCACGACGAGUUCGCAAGUGAUUUCAACAACCGUUUCAUCAUCCAUAAUGUCCAGCUCAAAUGGAACAAUUCCCUGAGAAACACCAUCCUGCGCUAUAGCCAUCAAGUCAGCCAACGCCGAGGUUUUGUGUACUACAUGUCCCGCCGCGCCGUCAAAUUUAUACUGGACAUUGUUGACGAGCAAGCGAAAGCAAAGGAAGAGCGCCGCAGACAAGAGAGGAAGAACCAACCCCCAGUUCCGCCCACACCGAGUGUCAUCUCCCCGAGUGAGGAGAAAGAUGAAGAUUCCGUGGUAGAGGACCGAAUCAAGCAGCUUCUGAGUGAUGCGAAACGCUUUGUUCAAGUCCCUGAAGGAGAUGUGGAUGAAGUGUCUCAGCCUUCUGGGGCAGACAAUGACGAUAUCGAGCGGAGACCAUCGACUGCUGAUAUUGGUGACAAGAUUGCGGAGAACUUUCAGGCAAUGAACAGCUAUCACCUGCGCCUGAUCGCUCCCCAGAUCCAGCUUCAAAGUGAGAAAAACAUCAAGGCUAUUGUGCUCAUAUCUGCAAAAGGAAUGCAACUGAAAGUUGUAUCUAUCAUGGAUAAGGCUCGCAUGUCGGACGACGUCAGCGGGCUUGUCCAGCGUCGCUUCGCACUUGACAUGGAUGGUGCACAAUUCUUCGUGGCCACGCAAAAGACCUUAGCCAGAUAUCUCCAUCUCUACUCGGGCAACAGGUACGGCAACACUCCUGGAUCGUCAUGGCCACCCUGGGUUUCACUCGAAGCGAUGUUCGACUUCCAUCUAGAACCUUUCGGUUUCCAAAGAGUGAUUCAGAAGACUUCUGCGAGCCUCCGGUACGAGAAAUACAACCCGCUUCGACUUAAAUACAACGAGGAGGUUGAGAGUAACGAAAACGGUGAGCCCAAUGAUGCAGCGCGCAGAGAACAUCGGAUUGAUCAGUUGUGGGUCGACUUCCCCCGGAUUCGUGUACGGUGCGAUUCCACUCAGUACUACGCCAUGUACAUAAUAGUCCUGGACCUGUUACUAUACAGUGAACCUUUGGAGAAGACAAGAAGCGAACGGCUGGAGAAGAUCAUGCUCGCAUCCGACUUCAGUGAUUUGCGAGGGGCCCCCGAAAUGGCCGAAAGCCUCCAAGAACGCAUCCGACAGCUUGAGGACAUCAAACUUCAUUUUCAGAUCCAUGCCAAGUAUCUAGACAAACAGGGCUGGCAAGAUCGGAUCAAUCUUGAGAAGGACCUUGCCAGCUGUGAAGACGAGUUGUUCUUCAUUAUGAAAGCCAUCAACACGUCUCAACAAAAGAGCGAAGACCGGAAAGCUUCUCAAUCAAGCGGCCUUUUACGAUGGUAUCUCAGCGCCUCUGAGAUUGUGUGGCACCUUAUGCGUGACAAGGACGAACCUCUUCUCGAGUUUCAACUGGGCAAUGCUGCAUAUGAGCGAGUUGACAAUACUGACGGCUCCAAUCACAACGCCUUGGAAGUGGAACACAUCAGAGGCUGGAAUCUCCUGUCCAACGCCCUGUAUCCGGAAAUCAUCGGACCCUAUUACGAAAUAUCGGACAAAGACAGACGACCUAGCAUCAUGGAGUCCCAGAAAAUGCUCCAGGUACACUGGUACAUGCUCGAAGCCAUCGCCGGAAUCCCCGUACUGGAGCGCUUCCAGGUCACCGUGUUCCCAUUAAAAGUGCAGCUCGAACGUGAACUUGGCAAAAAGCUCUUUGAAUAUAUUUUCCCUGGCGUGGGAUCGAAUGCCUUUGAGAACGGCAAUUUCUCUCCGCUCAUGGUUAAGAACAUGGAGCCCACGGAUGACGGAGACGAUCAAGAAUUUGUGGAAGCGCACAGUGCAUUAAUGUCGGAGCAAGAUCUUCAGAGCCCGAGUCCAGAUAAGACUCGCAAUACUUCACCAGGUGCUGUGGCAAGAAGGUUGAAGCCCACCUACGGCCUUGAUUAUGAGGAGAAGCACAAAAAUUCAGCCUCCUCUUCCCAUGGCAAAAAUAGAGGUCUCGGCAUCUCGGGGGAUCACCACAAGUUCUUUAAGCACUUCAACAAGUCCGAGGCUCGCUCAGUUCUGAAGGAACCCACACGCAAAGGAUCCUCGACCAGUUUGAGAUCAGCAAAGAAACAUGAUGCGUCAUCUACAAGUCUUGUCGCCCUUGGUUCCAGUGACGGAGCAACGGAGAGAAAGCGCUUCCCCCUUCACCGGACGGGCAGCAAAGAACGCGGCGUCACGGGCAAGAAGGACAAAAAGGACAAGACCAGCGCGGCCAAUGACGACCUCUCCCAAAUGAUGUCUCGUGCAUCUAAUUACAUGACACUCGCUCAUGUCAAACUCAACAGCUUUGUCGUCUGCCUCUCGUAUAAGGGCAAAUCCGAUCGUAACUUUGAGGAUCUCCACGACUUUGUGUUCCGCAUGCCGACGCUCGAGUAUCGAAACAAGACGUGGUCAAACUUGGACCUUGCGCUCAGAUUGAAGAAGGAUGUGAUCCGAGCGUUGAUUAGCCACACCGGGGCAAUUAUUGGCAACAAAUUCUCGCAUCACAGACCUAGUAAAAAGCAGGUCGAACGACUCAAGGAGAUUGCACAUUCAAGCACCAUUCCGAACUCGGAUAUUAACCUUCAACUCUCGGGGACGUCAGAGACGACCAGUCUGUAUAGUUUUUCGCAGGACGGGAGGGAUGACGACUUCGAGUCCUCGGGUAUAUCAUUCCAGUCGCCGCCUGGGACGAAUGGACACCACAAGGGGGCCAAUUUUCAUGGGCCCAGCCCACUGCUCCGGAGCGGCUCGUGGUCGUCGAGUAUCAACUUACCAACUAUGGGUGCCAGUGCCAGUGGGACUCUCACCGCGACUACGCCUCGUUCAGUGCCCGGCACUGCUGGCGGAGCGGUGGCUGGAGGAAGUGGAAUCAUCAGUAGCACAUCCUCAUUUUUCUCACGACCGAGAUCUGCACAUCCAAGUUCCGCCACAAACUCUAGUCCGAACCUCAACAGCCCAAACAAUACACCCUCUUCACCACAAGGUCCAAGCAGAAGCCUACUAAAGGACACAAUUGGGAGACAUUUCUCAGGGGACACCGUCAAGGGCAGAGUGCAUUUUGGUGGACUUUCGUUGAUCAAGAGUGAGAGUCACUCGCACAGGGAGAGAAGCGACAGUCACGGCAGCCACACCCCCAGCGCAAAGGAGAGGGAAAGGGAUGCCGGUGGACACGAGGAAGGGUCCCCAGGCAGUGUCAUUGGCGGUGCUAGUGGAGGUGCUGGCGGGAUGGCUACAGACAGUGACGCCGAGACCAACAAACGGAAGAGUGUGUUGAUGCUGGGCAAAAAGGUGUUGAACCGGUUGAGCUAGGAUUUCGACUGAUGAUCUGCCAGUUCAGGCUACCAAGCUGCACGGAAAAGAUGGAUUCAUGGUAAAGAUCAAGGGAGUCGAGAGCAGGACCAAGAGAAAAGUUUCAUAUUUGCGCCAGGAAUUGGACAUAUGGGAGGCGCGCCCCCUUUGGGAAUGUUAACGGGAUCCAGCGACAUGAUUUUGAAGAGAGAUUCCCGGCUUUGGCGUUCAACACAUCUUUCUUUCUUUUUUGUCACGAACAAUGGGAUCAUGGGUGCGACGGCAGUUUCGAACGAGGAAGGAAAAUGCAGGCCUGGCCUCCACUGCUUCAUACUCUAUAUAUAUAUAUAUAUAGGUCGUUAACCAGCGAGGUGAGCACCAGCCCGACCAUUCAGGUUUCUGCAUAUCAUAUGUAUUGUAUGUGUGGUUGGUGUGCGUACAUGGGUGCGUAUGUAUGCUCGUUGAUGCAGGGAAAGACAUAUCACCUGUAUCUACUACAUAGUACCUAGUAUUUACUGAGUCGUGCCUC
Cladophialophora immunda is the source of this 10083-nucleotide messenger RNA. RefSeq lists its product as uncharacterized. The coding region runs from base 423 to 9575 and encodes 3050 amino acids. The record is from RefSeq and is a predicted model, not a curated record. NCBI's taxonomy places the organism in Eukaryota, Fungi, Ascomycota, Eurotiomycetes, Chaetothyriales, Herpotrichiellaceae. The transcript has a single exon.